UCGAACAAUAUUUUAGACGGAUACGCACAUUUUUGGUAUACUGGGGUUUAGGCAGGAGAGCACGAAGCAUGAAGAAGGUGAUGAUGAUAUUUAUCAAACAUAGUUAAACUGUUAUCAAUUUAUCUUGAAUUCAACAACACUAACACCGAAUAUGGCUUUCGAAAUCACUGCUUCUUCUUUAUUACAUUAUGGCGCCAAUUCAUUCUCUUCUUCCUAUGUCAUUCCAAUUUCACCCAGACCCUUUUUCCACAAUGCUUCAAGGAACAAGUUUCACCUCUCUCAUACUCCUAACCACAAUUUCACCCCAUUUAUUAAGGUUUCCAUCAACAACAAUGCUUCUAAUUCUAACGACCUUCUUCCCAACGAAUUGGAAUUUAAACCAUCCUUUGAUCAUUAUUUGAAGGCUAUGGAAUCUUCCAAAUCUGUUACUGGUAACAACAUGACAGUGAAAAAGGUAGAUGAAGGAAAUCAUCGUAAUGUUAGAAAUUCUAAAAGGCUUGUUGGAGCAAAAAUAUUUAGGAAAAAGGAUGUGGCUUUUGAUGAUGAAGCAAUUAUGUCUAAUAAAGAAGGAUUCUGUAGUGGUAAUGGUAAUGUUAGAGGGAAAGUGAAAAAAGUUAUUAAGAAGGUAGAAUAUGGCGGUAUAGAGAGGAACCUUGAUGAUGGUAAGGGAAAUGUAAGGCAAGAUAGGUUGAAUCGUCGGAGUCGGAGUUUAGACUCAAAAUCUGAUGAUUGCAGUGUGAUUAAUAAGAGUCGAGGGAAAAUUGGAUAUGGUGGAGGGGUAAGCAAUGAGAUAGUUCGGUCUAAUUCGAAUGGUAGGCGUGGUGGGAGUGUUGUAGAGAGGGAAAUUGUUAGUAGCAGAGGAAGAACCUCUGGUGGUAGUGGUGGUAAUUUUGUUGGUAGGAAAAAUGUGGUUAUGGAUAGAGGGCCUGCUAAAAUAUAUGCUGAAAUUGAGGGUUUGGUGAAUGGAAAUGGACGAUCGAAUGUGAAAUCGAAUGGAAGGAGUAAGCGUUUCGUUAAUAGGGGUUAUGAUGCAGACAACUUGGAGGUGGCAAGAGUGGCAUUCAAGAAUCUUGAGGAUCCAAACAAUGUUAUCAGUAAAGCACACUUUUCACAUAAAGAAAUGGAGGAGAGAAUCCAGAAGCUAGCCAAAUUGCUGAAUGGUGUGGAUAUCAACUUACCUGAAUGGAUGUUUUCUAAGAUGAUCAGAAGUGCAAAGCUCAAAUUUAAUGACUAUUCUAUAAGAAGGCUUAUCACAAUCUUAGGAAAUCUCGGAAACUGGCAGAGAGUGAUACAGGUCAUCGAAUGGCUUCAAAAGCGUGAGCGUUUCCAGUCCCAUAAGCCAAGGCAUGUAUACUCUGCUGCUCUUGAUGCACUUGGGAAGUUGAAGAGACCUGUGGAGGCACUAAAUGUAUUUCAUGCAAUGCAGCAAGAAAUGUCCACAUAUCCUGACUUAGUAGCUUAUCAUAGUAUUGCUGUUACUCUAGGACAAGCAGGGCACAUGAAGCAACUCUUUGAUGUGAUUGAUAUUAUGCGAUCUCCACCAAAGAAGAAGUUCAAUAAAGGAAUAUUUGAGAACUGGGACCCAAGGCUGGAACCCGAUAUCAUAGUCUAUAAUGCAGUUCUUAAUGCAUGUGCUAAGUGGAAACAGUGGGAAGGAGCAUUUUGGGUUUUACAGCAGUUAAAGAAGCAGGGCAUACAACCUUCUGCUGCAACAUAUGGCCUAGUUAUGGAGGUGAUGUUUUCAUGUGGCAAGUACAACUUGGUUCAUGAAUUUUUCAGAAAACUUCAGAAAUCAUCUAUUCCCAAUCCAUUGACAUAUAGAGUUCUUGUGAAUACAUUUUGGAAAGAGGGAAAAAUGGACGAGGCUGCAUCGGCUGUUCGUGAAAUGGAAAGACGUGGAAUUGUUGGUUCUGCUUCUCUUUAUUAUGAUCUAGCUCGAUGCCUAUGUGCAGCUGGUAGAAGUCGCGAGGCACUGAUGCAGAUAGACAAGAUAUGUAAGGUUGCAAAUAAACCACUGGUAGUGACCUACACUGGCUUGAUGCAAGCAUGUCUAGACUCUGGAAAAAUUCAAGACGGAGCUUACAUUUUUGAGAAAAUGAAGGACGUUUGUGCUCCAAAUCUGGUUACUUACAACAUAAUGCUGAAAGCUUACAUUGAACAUGGGAUGUUUCAAGAAGCUAAAGAGUUAUUUGAGCAAAUGUUAGAAAACACAAAUCAUCUGAGUAGAAAAGAUGAUUACAAAAUGCGAGUGAUACCAGAUAUAUACACAUUCAAUACCAUAUUAGAUGCAUGUGCUGCUGAGAAAAGAUGGGAUUAUUUUGACUAUGUUUACCAGAGGAUGCUGUACCAGGGUUAUCACUUCAAUCCAAAACGACAUCUUCGAUUGGUACUGGAGGCUUCAAGAGCUGGAAAGGAAGAACUAUUAGAGAUAACAUGGAAGCACUUGGCCGUCACAGAUCGAAUUCCACCAGUUUCUGUAAUCAAGGAGAGAUUCUGUACAAAGCUUGAGAAUGAUGACUAUGUUGCUGCUCUCAAAUGCAUCACCAGUCACACACCAAAAGACUUCGAACCAUUUUCGAAGUCGUCGUGGUUGAAUCUAUUCAAAGAAAAUUCUCAUCGGUUUCGGAAGGAUACAGUUGUUAGACUAAUGAAUGCAGCUAGCAAUUUAAUUUCCAAUAAUAGUGUGCCAAAUCCAGCACUUGUGUGUUUAGUUCAAUCAUGCAAUGAAUUUUGUUUUGCCACUGAUCUCAGUGCAGCUGACAUGGAUUCAGUGAACAAUGUAUUUGUUUUAGAAAGCAAAUAGGAAGUAAUCAACACUAGGUGAAAUCUGUAUCCAAAAUUUUGUAAUGUAAACUUAACCACAAAUGUAUUGAAAGGGUUCUAUUAAAUGCAUGUCAUUCAAGUUUACUAGUGAAA
This is a messenger RNA of Cicer arietinum (chickpea), 2916 nucleotides long. Its product is annotated as pentatricopeptide repeat-containing protein At1g30610, chloroplastic. Gene Ontology annotation, molecular function: protein binding. Gene Ontology annotation, cellular component: chloroplast. Gene Ontology annotation, biological process: chloroplast organization. The record is from RefSeq and is a predicted model, not a curated record. Lineage: Eukaryota; Viridiplantae; Streptophyta; Magnoliopsida; Fabales; Fabaceae.